Messenger RNA from Miscanthus lutarioriparius, 498 nucleotides. The record is from the annotation of a GenBank genome assembly. NCBI's taxonomy places the organism in Eukaryota, Viridiplantae, Streptophyta, Magnoliopsida, Poales, Poaceae.
AUGGACAUGGAGCACCAGCUGCACCAGCUGCUGCACUUGGAGCACUUCAUGCCCAGCAGCCCGGCGGGCUUCUUUGCCGUCGACAGCGGCCAAGACCCUGCCCAUUUCCCAAACGGCAGGUUGUUCGUCGAGCAGGUCGGCGGCGCCACCGACGACGGCGGGUGGGUGGAGGACCUCAUGCAGCUCGGCGAGGAGCUGUUCGGUGGCCAGGCCGAUGGCGACGAUGUCAAUGGCACCGGCAGCAUGGGCGACGAUCACUACCAGCAGUGGCAGUGCGACGACGACGGCUCCCCGGAUGGUCCGCCACCGAGCAUAUCCUUGGACGGCGACACGAGCCCCCCUUCUGUGGAGCAAGGCGGCGCCGGGGAGGCCGGGGAGCUCGCCUCCGAGCCGCACCACCCGCACCGCGAGGACGGCGACGACGUGUCCGGUGCGACGCGGAAGAGGAGGGACCGGUCCAAACCAUCGUGUCGGAGCGGAAGCGGAGGGUCCGGAUGA